AUGGCCCAUCGCAGUGGAUUCGAAGACGCGCUGAGCAGUGACACACUCCGUCAAGUGCUCGAGUGCUUGAGCCUUCGCGAGCGGUUCGCCCUCUUGCGCUGCAACAAACAGCUGCUGCAUCGAGAACCGCUCGCGGCGCCCGAUGUCGUGUCGUACUGUGGCCAGUGCGAAGCCUGUCGGAGCAAGACGGAACACCUGUGUCGGGCCAAGUUCCAGCACGAGUCGACGGGCUUUUGGACGGCGCUGCUCCAGCACGCGACGCCCACGGGACUGACGACGCUCUGUCUUGCGGGCUGCCACGGCUUUGACGCGGCUGUGCUGAAGAGCGCUGGGGCUAGAGCGGCGCUAGCGCCCCUCAAGGUCUUGCAGCUGAACAAGUGUGCAGCAAUGGACGGCGAAGCGCUCGGGCUCGUGGCGGAGCUGUGCUGUAAUUUGAGAGAGCUGCGGUUCCGAGAUAUGGCAGUGGACCGCAACGCGCUGCAGAAGCUGCUGCGCGCGAACGCAGCUUCGUUGCAGGUCGUGGACUUGCUGGGCUGCCACACUGUGACGGGAGACGAUGUGCGGGGCAUUGCGCAGUGCACAGAGCUCCGCGACUUGAGUUUAUGGGGAUGCCACAACGUCGAGAAUGCGGCCAUCAUUCAUGUCGUGCAGCACUGCUCGCGACUCGAGCGGCUGAAUCUGCGCUACGUGCACAAGGUGGACGACAAGGUAGUGGCUGCCAUCGCCACGCACUUGUCACUGCUCAAGGACUUGAAUCUGCGCUACUGCUACAAGGUCUCGGAUCAGGGCGUGCAGUUGUUGUGCGCGUCUCUGCCAGGACUGCGCUCGCUGAACCUCUCGCAGUGUUCGCGGCUGAGUGAUGCUGCUAUCGUGCAAGUGGCUGCGUCAAUGACGCAGCUCAAGGAGCUGCGUCUCUGGGGCUGCACGAAGCUCACGCUAAACGCCGUGUACACCAUCUCGGAGGGGCUGACGGAACUCUCGCUCUUGGACCUGCGCAGCCGCGACAAGCUCGAGACUGUCAUUGGCGGUCCCACCGCUCUCAAGUUCCUCAUCCAGACGUACCGCAGCAAGCUGGCGAGAUGGGAGCAGGCGCAAGGCGAGCAGACCGGUGUGUUCAAGCGCCAAUCCAUUGUCGCGACUGCUGCGUGA
Molecule: messenger RNA, 1149 nt
Organism: Hyaloperonospora brassicae
Lineage: Eukaryota; Oomycota; Peronosporomycetes; Peronosporales; Peronosporaceae
Source: the annotation of a GenBank genome assembly